This is a messenger RNA of Mitosporidium daphniae, 3357 nucleotides long. Its product is annotated as calcineurin-like phosphoesterase. Gene Ontology annotation, cellular component: cytoplasm; calcineurin complex. Gene Ontology annotation, biological process: calcineurin-mediated signaling. Gene Ontology annotation, molecular function: calmodulin binding; calmodulin-dependent protein phosphatase activity. The record is from RefSeq and is a predicted model, not a curated record. Lineage: Eukaryota; Fungi; Microsporidia. The coding region runs from base 1 to 3357 and encodes 1118 amino acids. The transcript is spliced from 9 exons.
AUGUCCAGCACCAUUAUAUCGUCAAAAUACGCCGAAGAGCUUUUGUUUGACGAUCAUAUCCCCAUCCUCGCAUUGAGACCACUGACGGAUGACGAGUUUUUUCACAACAUAUCACUGUCACAUAUUCGGAACUCAAAGAUCAAGCGACCAAACCUGGAAAAUAUCAAGUCGCAUUUGUUGAGGGAGGGGUUGUUGUCAGAUUUUCAAGCCUUCUACCUUUGUGAAUGUGUUUUAUCGAUAUUCAAGGCAGAACCCAAUUUAUUGAAACUACCAGCGCCAAUUAAUAUAUGCGGCGAUAUCCAUGGCCAAUUUUACGACAUGAUUAAGAUCUUUUCAGACGAGGUCGGAGGAGGUCUAGGAUCAUCCUCUGGCAGCGCAGAAGAUGGGGACGCUUGCUCGUCCACGGAAAAGAAAUACUUGUUUUUGGGCGAUUAUGUUGAUCGAGGCCUGUUUUCCAUGGAGUGCCUCUUUUAUUUAUUUUCUCUGAAAAUUACAUUUCCCGAUCGGGUUUACAUGCUUCGAGGAAAUCAUGAGUCUGCCCACAUGACUCAGUAUUUUACAUUUCAGAACGAAUGCACGAGAAAGUAUUCACAUCUUCUGUAUACAAAGCUACUUGAAAUUUUCAAUGCACUUCCAUUAUGUGCAGUUGUAAAUAACCAGCUGUUUUGUGUUCACGGUGGGAUAUCUCCAUCAUUAAAGACCUUAAAGGACAUUGACAAGAUUGAUCGCUUCCAAGAGCCGCCGUCAAGUGGUUUGUAUUGCGACUUGAUGUGGUCCGACCCUUCUGCCACGUUUGAUUUUGACUCGCCAGAAGGCGAAAAGUUUAGUCCUAAUCGUGUUCGCGGUUGCUCUUACAUUUACCACUUCAAAGCUGCUAUGGAAUUUUUGAACAAAAACAAUCUUCUGUGUAUAAUAAGAGCCCAUGAAGCACAGUCUGCAGGAUUUCGAAUGUACAAGACAAAUCCGACCACCAUGUUUCCCGCCGUAAUUACGCUAUUUUCAGCUCCAAAUUAUGUUGAUGUGUAUAACAACAAAGCUGCGAUCAUGUAUUAUGAUGGUGUUACAAUGGACAUCCGGCAGUUUUCACAUAGCCCUCACCCGUAUCACCUGCCAAAUCUUAUGGAUGCAUUCUCGUGGUCCAUGCCAUUUGUUGCACAGAAGAUCUCAGAUCUCUUUUUAGCAAUUUUGACGAGCGUUGCAGAUUCGGAUACGCUUGCUGAAAUAUAUUCCGACACCGCUAACCCCACAUUUGAUGAUGGUACCUUUACCUCUGACCAGGACCAGAUUGGUAAUUACUUUGCAAAAUGUGCUGAUUUCAUAGACAAUUCGGAACUAAAAUCAAGUCCUUUGGUUCAUAAGAUAAGGGCCGUUUCGAAGCUGAUUAGGACUUAUAAUUUGUUGAGAACUGAGCGGGAGUCUAUCAUUGAAUUAAAGGCUCUGAUGAGAUCUGAAAAGCUUCCGUGUGGUACUCUUGCACUUGGCGCAGAGGGAAUUCGGCAAGCAAUUUCGUCCUUUGAUGUUGCAAAACGAAGCGACAUUGAAAACGAGCAUGUUCCUCCGGAGGAUGAACAUGCAACCUCGAUGAGACAGAUCCUAACGCCGUUUGAAGUUGAAAAGGAAAUGUCAAGCGGAAUACAUGUCAAUGACGAUGAGAAGGAUUCCAGAAAAAGAUCCUCCGUGCAGUUAACGGAAGCGGUGGUACUUUGUGAUCGGGGUGAAAUCACAGGAAGGUCGGAUAGCGUGUUCAUUCCCCCGGUCAUUAUUAACAAUGCGUCCUCCGGUGUCGCGGAAAACCCAAAAAACUUUAUAUACGAGGAUGGCGAAAUCGAAGAGCCACUGGAAGAAUUUGAGCCAAGAAUAUCUUCUGUUCAAAAAUUUUUAAAGUCCAUGUGUGGAAGCAGCGUAAAAUUUCCAGUUGUUUCUGCUGCCACAACCAAUUCUGGACAUGUAGAUUCUUCUGCCGCCAAAAAAACCCCCCAAAAGGGACAUGCAUCUUUUGAAAAGUAUCGGUCAUUAAUUAGCAAAUAUAUUGAGACAAAAUUUCCCAAAACACCCAAGUAUCCCAAAACAUCCAGCAUCAAUGCCACUUUUCCUUUCAAAGAGCUAAGCUUUCUCGUUAGUUCGGUUAUUUCCUCCUCAACCUCCAGAUCUGAUGAAACAAUUCAUGCAUUCAUCUACAAGCAUAGCAUUGUGGACGACGAGUUUAAAUUGAAUGUCCUCAAUAUCUUGCUGGCACAACUGUUGAACCUUGAGAAUUGUCUCAAAAAACCGUCAACUGAAGGAGAUGCACCUUGUCUUAUUUCAGUUGCCAAAAGAAUAAUAUCGAUCUUGCUUGUUUGCGCUGCUAAGGAGUCAAAGUCCAGCAAAGACUCAAGCUCGACAACUCUUAGGAAAGCAUACACUCAUUGCUGGGGUAUUCUUUGUAAGAUUUUGUUUUACUCGAGAUGCCAUUUGCCGCUAUUCUGGUCCGAAAUCUCACUGCUUUGCUUUAGUAUUCUUCCUAGAUACGCCCUUACUCAAAUAGACAAUCCCGGUCAGUUUAUGGAUCUUUUAAAGGAUGUCACUGAAAAUGUGGCAAAAACGGGCGAGCAUGUGCUAUUUGUCUUGGCUCUCGACUCGCUUUUAGUUCUUGUUACUAAAUUUCGACUGGAUGUUCCCAAUUUUUAUUCGUUGAUUUUUAUGGCAAUGCGAUGGCUGGGAGAGCCCCGCAUUUUUCGCAAGCUUGACAAAAGGUUAUCCUUGUUUGGCGAGAUAAGCGAUGUCGAGGAAGGAAUUUUUUGCUCGCUACCAACACCUAAAGCCACGCUAUUUACGUUGCUCGAGAUUUCCUUAAUCAAAACGGCAUCUGUAUCUCUUUCAUCUGCUACGCUGCCUGCUGCCUUUGCCAAAAGGGCCUCGCAGUUGUUGCUGGUGGCUCCCGCACCCACAGCAAUGUGGCUCAUUCCUUUUAUUUAUGAAUUGAUACAAGCACAUUCGGGAUUGAUCCCGCUCAUACACAGGCCUGAUUCCAAGCAAAUUCCUUAUGAGUUUGUCGAGACCGAAUCAGAUCCUUUGAUGAGCACUGCAAUAAACUCUUCACUGUGGGAGUUGGACAUGGUCAGAUCCAGCCAUAUUAAUGCUAGCGUUUCGGCGUUUAUUUCUAUUUUUUCUACACAACAUUUCAAAAAACAUUCAGGCACCCCGGUAAAGCGGUUCCAACUAUCAAAGUACCACGAUAUUUCAUAUGCUUCGAUGGCUGAGGAGUAUUCCCUGCUUGUUGAUAAACCCAAGCGUUCAUUCCAAUGCGCCUUAUCGGUUCCGCAUCCGGGAAGACCGCAGCCGCUUGUUCACCAAUACGACUAUGCAAGGAUAUUUUAG